Apus apus (common swift) is the source of this 2459-nucleotide messenger RNA. RefSeq names its product Frey regulator of sperm-oocyte fusion 1 (gene FREY1). The record is from RefSeq and is a predicted model, not a curated record. The transcript is spliced from 3 exons. NCBI's taxonomy places the organism in Eukaryota, Metazoa, Chordata, Aves, Apodiformes, Apodidae. The coding region runs from base 1139 to 1414 and encodes 91 amino acids.
GUCUGCCCUGGGUUAUGCUAUUCCUUAGAAGCCUUUUGCUCUGGCUUGUGUCAGGCAGGGCCCCACACACGUUGCUCAUCCAAUGACUGGAGCCUCUGUAACUCCAGGUUACAGUCCCUGCCACCUGGGAUUCCCCUUGGGGACAUGGAGAGUUGCAGUUUGCAGGCUGCUUUCCUAGUACCUACUGUGUGCUAAAAGGGUUUCCAGAAUGGCUGCCAGCCAGGCUUGGCCAAGGGCAGAGGAGAAAUGAAGAGAUUAAUUCAGCAAAUACUGCUGUACCACACUUGUAAAGCCCAGGAGGGGUCUGGACAGCUGUGCCUAUCUUUUUGUAUCUGCUCUGCUAACUGGGGGUAGUUGAGGCAUCAGUCUACUGCAUGAGCUGGUGUGGAGGCUCCCUUGGCUAGGACAAAGGGGCAGGCAGCUGGUGGCAUUGGAUUGCUCCACAGGCAGCUGCUGGCGCCAUGCAGAGCUUGGUGUCUGGAAACCGCUGGGUGUAUUGGCCUCACGUGGGUGACAGGGACCUGAACCCUCCUUGAGGGACUCUGAGGCUGCAGAGGUCUCAGCCUUUUUGCCUUCAUGCCUAACAUAGGGGGGUGUACCCCCUCCUGAAAUGGGCUACUGCAGCUGGGGACCCCAUGGCUUUGGCAGUGUGUGGGGCCUGUGUGGCUACCUCAGCUGGCAGUGAUGCCCUGUAAUGUGGCAAUAGUGUGGAAAAGCCAUGAACAGGGCAUGGGUGCCCUUCAUCUGGGCUUUUAGCCCACAAGAUGCUGAAGAGUGCCAAGUCUGGAAAGUGUUGAUGGGAGGUGUUCACUCCUGGAGUGAGGGAGUGAAAUGGAGGGGUUUGCUUUUGGAAGGGUUGAGAGGGAGGCAAAGGGUGGUGGUAGAGGGACAGGGGAAACAGCCCUGGAGCUGUGCUUGCAUGGAGGGACAUGCCUCGGUGUAGGGUGGGCUGUAAGCAGCUGGCAUGGCCUGGGCAGCCCCAAAAGAAGCACAUUAUGGUACUAGGAGAGGGUAGGCAGCAGUGCCUGGGUGGGGGCCCCAACCUGUGUUCCAGUGGCUCCUCUGUAACCUUGGUGUUCCAUGGCUACCAGGGUGGCACUUCUAUGACCUUGCCGUGGCACUGGCAUCAGAGUGCACCAUGCAGUGCUGGCUGCUGCUGCUUGCCCUGCUGCUGGGGGCUGCCCUCCCACAGCCCAUGUCCCAGAGGGACAGCUACUCAAUCCCUGAGGACUUCUCUGCUCCCCUGGAGCUUCCGCAGAAGCACUUUGGCCUUGUGGACGAUUAUGGUAUCAAGCCCAAGCAGCCUCGCCGCAGGACCCAGGUGGCCCGGGAGCGGCCAGCAGCGCUGCGCAGAGCCGGCAAAAGCAAGCGUGACGAGCUGGACUUGGAGUACUAUGAUGAUGCCCACCUGUGAGCUGAUGUGCUCACCACAGCCCAGCCUCGCCUGCCCUCCACUACUGCAGGACAGGGUAGGUGUGUGUGGGGGGGUAAGGGUAAACUCUGCUUUGGGCAAGGACUGGAGCAGAUGAUCUCCAGCAGUCCCUUCUGAUUGCCGUAAGAUGAUCUCUGACCUCUAGGGAUUGCAACUGGGGCUCCAGGAUCCAACCUGUGAAGCUCCAGCUCUUCUUGGGGUCUCAAGGGGAAGAACAAGCCAGGGCCCAAACCCCUUGUCAUGGGACACAAACAGCACAGCAUGAACCUUGUCCAUGUACCAUCAUAUUUAAUAGUUGUUGCCAUCACAGCAGAUCCAGCUAAAGCACAGAGACCGCUGGCUGCAGGGACCAGGAGAGCUCCUCUACCUUCCCAGUGCUGUGCAUGGCUCCCUGCAGGCUCUAGCCCUUCCCUGUCCUGCUUCUGACAGGGACCCAGUUCUGCACAGGGGCCAAGGCCACUGCCCUGGGGUGGCCCAGCCCUGCCACUGCCUCUGUCACCUGCAGGUCAGGGGAAGGAGGAAAGAGGCAGAGAAAGGCUCCCCUCCCAAGGGUGUAGUUACUGCAAGGAGGUAUGGGGGGGAUUCUCUCUCCCUCUCCCCAGGGCACAGAUACAAGAGAGGAGGGAGGGGGAUGGGGGCAGAGGCAGGGGUGAGCUGUCUCAGCUCAUAAUGGUGCUGGCUCUGGCAGAGGAGAUAGUGGGGCUCUCUGUCACCUGCCAGGGAGGUGCUGCCCACCCAGGGCAAGCCCAUCUCCCAGGCAGGAACCAGCAUGUGGGUUGUGUUUGCUGUAGCUGCUGUGCCUUCACACUGCAAGAGUCCAACUCUGCCACUGCGUUAAAAGUCACCCCAGAUGGAUGUGACAGGAACCUGGGCCACGGUCACAAGGAGGAGAUGCUGUCACCCCAGCCUGCAGCAAGAAAGGGCCUGAGCAUGCUGUUGCUCACCCCUCCCACCACUCGGAGGCAGGGCAUUCAGCGGGUGCUUCACCAGUAGAAUAAACUAAGAGUAUUUUAUACAAUAAACACAA